Aspergillus clavatus NRRL 1 is the source of this 918-nucleotide messenger RNA. It is a transcript of the gene och4, whose product is annotated as putative alpha-1,6-mannosyltransferase subunit (Hoc1). NCBI's taxonomy places the organism in Eukaryota, Fungi, Ascomycota, Eurotiomycetes, Eurotiales, Aspergillaceae. The transcript has a single exon. Gene Ontology annotation, cellular component: mannan polymerase complex. Gene Ontology annotation, molecular function: alpha-1,6-mannosyltransferase activity. The record is from RefSeq and is a predicted model, not a curated record. Bases 1 to 918 code for a protein of 305 amino acids. Gene Ontology annotation, biological process: protein N-linked glycosylation.
AUGCGUCCCCUUAUUGCCGUUCAGGCAAUAAUCUUUUUUAGCGUCCUGUGGUUAUUAUACCGCUACCAUGACCAGCACAGCCAUUUACUCGCGGUGAUGGAGGCCUCCGCGGUCAAGGAGAUCGCUAUUCCAAAAACUAUCCACCAGCUUCUCCUGUCGAUGCCUGAUCAUCCGGUCUCGCACUUUAAGCCCAACGACCACGUGAUAUCCUGGCAGCAAUCCGGCUGGAAGGUCGAGUAUUGGAGUGAAGAAGCUUGUCUGCAGCUGGCGCGCGAAGUGGACGCGUCUGAUUUCUUCGCCACGGCCUUUGAAAAGCUGCCCUUUGCGGUGCUGAAGGCGGAUUUCUGUCGCUACCUGGUCCUGUUCGGUCGAGGAGGCGUGUACAACGAUCUGGAUGUUCACCUGGUGCAGCCGCUGCCCUGGAAUGUCAUGGGUCCGUCCGGGAAUCACAACGAUGGGCCGCCCGCGGUGAUCAUUGGAUUAGAGGGAGACGCAUCCACGCAGGGUCUCCCCCGAUCGCCGCAAUUUGUCCAGUGGACGAUGGCCUCGGCGCCCAUGCAUCCCAUGUUCCGGGAUCUUCUCCGUCGCAUCGCAGACCGGACGCCGGAUUUUGUGCACCAAACGCAUGCUCUCGAAGGCGAUACAGACGUCAAUGUGAUGGACUGGACGGGUCCGAGUGUCUGGACAGACACUGUGCUGGACUACUUGGGCUGCACAGAAGAGCAGGUGAAGAACCUCCGUGACUUGAAAGACCCCAUCCGAAUCCGGGAUGUCAUGAUUCUCCCCAAGCGAUCGUUUGCGAUCACCCAAGGGGAAGAUCAUAGCUUGCCAGAUGUGCUGGUCAAGCAUUAUUUCAUCGGGACGUGGAAAGGUUGUAAGAACCACUGGGCUGGGUGGAUGCUGUCGUGGGGCUGCUAA